UUUAAAAUGGCGACCAGCACAGGUGAGGAACGGAUAGUGCCAACGCGUCCAAGAUGACGAAGGCGGAAGCCGAAAUUUCUUGAAGUCACCAAAAUAAAAAUCUAGGACCCUACUACCUCUAGAAAGAAGCCUCAGUUCCAUUCUACCUGAAGUACAAACAAAACACCCAGCAAUUUUUUUCAGUUUUGAUACAGCCAGAGCCUCAGCAUCACAAAUAGCAGUUUCCAAGUUUCUUGAAAUCGCUGCAGACUGCAACGCAGUCAGACUCUCCUCACCCACCUAGUAGAAAAACUCUCGGCAAUCAUGUUGCCCAAAAGACGCCAGUGUAAAAUCAUCAUUGCCACCUCCUUAGUGUGGAUUCUGAUUGACUUUGGACUAUUAUUGUAUUACACCUCGCCGUGUAUCGGACCGGGCUGCAACAAAGAGGCCAAAGAGGAACCCGGGGCGAUUCAGCGAAUCUUUGAGAAGGCCAACGACUGGAUGAACAAAAGGCCAGAAGAGAAAAAACAAAUUGAUGUACCUCGGCAGUUCAACUCGGGAGGCCCAGGAGAGAUGGGAAAGCCGGUUCAUAUUGAGCCAGAAAACAAAGCGGAGUCCGAUAGACUCUUCAAAAUAAACGAGUUUAACCUCAUGGCAAGUGAUAGAAUAUCUCUCAACAGGUCGCUACCGGAUGUACGACCAAGAGGGUGCGCAAAUAAAGUAUAUCCUAAAAAAUUACCAACAACAAGCGUCAUUUUAGUCUACCACAAUGAAGCUUGGAGCACGCUUUUACGCAAUGUGCACAGUAUAAUCAACCGGUCACCGCCUGAUCUACUCGCAGAAAUUAUCCUGGUUGACGAUGCCAGCGAUCAAGAGCAUUUAGGAAAAAAAUUAACCGAUUAUGUAUCAAAACUACCAGUGUCGGUUCGUGUUAAGACGAUGCCAGAGCGGUCAGGACUUAUACGAGCUCGUAUGACCGGGGCCGAGGAUGCUAAAGGGGAUGUUCUUACAUUCUUAGAUUCCCAUUGUGAGGUGACAGAGGGAUGGCUGGAGCCACUGCUGGCUAGAAUAGCCGCUGACAGGAAGACGUCUGUGUGCCCAGUCAUUGACGUCAUCAGUGAUGAUAACUUUGGGUACCAGCACGGCAACGACCCUCAGAUGGGUGGUUUCGGCUGGUCGCUGUUCUUCAAAUGGUACCCCAUCCCACACAGGGAGAAGGAGAGACGCAAGGGAGACAACACUGAGCCUAUACAGUCACCUACAAUGGCGGGAGGACUAUUUGCAAUCGAUAAAAGCUAUUUUAGAGAACUGGGUCUGUACGACCCAGGGUUCAACAUUUGGGGUGGUGAGAACCUGGAACUAUCCUUUAAGCUCUGGAUGUGUGGUGGAAAACUGGAAUUCGUGCCCUGCUCCCACGUUGGUCACGUCUUCAGGAAGAAGUCCCCAUACCACUUCCCGCCGGGUACCAACUACGUCAACCGUAACAACAAGCGUCUCGCAGAGGUGUGGCUGGACGAGUACAAACACUUCUACUACCGGAUUUCUCCCGUCGUCGCUAAAACCGACCCAGGAGAUUUGACGGAUCGGCUGCAGCUUCGAGAGAAGUUGCAGUGCAAGAGUUUCAAAUGGUAUCUGGAGAACGUUUAUCCGGAAUCAUCGUGGCCGGUGGACUACAAAUCUAUGGGGGAGAUCCGCAAUUUACAAAACAACAAAUGCCUCGACACGAUGAUGAAAGACAGCGGACAAAAAGUCGGUCUCUUUGGAUGUCACGGCCAAGGUGGCAACCAGAUCUGGGCUCUGACGAAGCAACAAGAAAUCCGCCACGACGACGUUUGUCUGGACGUAGCUAGAGGAGGACCCAUCAUGAUGCUGAGCUGCCACUCUCAAGGCGGUAACCAACAAUGGUCUUACAAUACUGAGACGAAGGAGUUGAAACACAGCAAUGGACUCUGCCUGGACUUAUCGGACAAAGCACAAGAUGAGCCUACUACUAAACCCUGCAGCGGCCACAAAUCACAAAAAUGGGAAAUGAAUAAUCUCAACUGGAUGGAAAAGAGCAACUAGUUUUUUCUUUUCUUUUUUGUAUAUUUUUUUAUCAUAAAACAUAGCUGGCCACAAAAAAAAACCACCAAGUAGUCUAUUUUUCUUAUUCAAUCUCAUAUUGAGCUGUUUUUUUGACGCAUGACUUUGGGCUUAAACCACCCUGGUUAGGCUCUGUCUUAGGCUCUGGAUUAGGCUUACGCUUAAGCUCUGACCUAAGCUCUGGGCCAAUUUUCAUAGAGCUAAGCACAAAACACUUGCCAAUCACAACAAAAGUGUGCUUACCAGAAUAGUGUUAUCAACUAAAAUACCAUUCCUGAUGUCCCAUCUGUGAUGACUGGUAUCCUGCUUAUUUUUGCUUAUUUUGCAGCUGUUUGAAAUUGGGUCCUAAUUUCAUGAAUUUAAAUCACUUGGUAAAAUCUUCAAGGAAAGUUCACCGAAAGGUUUUGUUUACCAGAUACAGGUUACCAGCUAAAAUGUCAUGUGAUGUCUUAGGUUUGUCAUUGGGGUUCCCUGCUGAUUUCUGCUUAGCAGAAAGACUUCUUGAAGCAAUAUUACUUCUUUUGUUAAGCCCACCACUUUUUCUUAAAAUCUUUGUAUUUGAGUUCUCAAAUUUUGAAGCAGCUGACGUUUUGAAAAUCUGAGUUUGGCCAUAUUUGAAUGAGUAGCAUCAGACGUUGCUAUAGCAGGGUUGCUCAAAAGACCCAUUCUUCAAUCUUGCUGAAGCUCCCAGCAACCAUACCUGUCCUGUAGCCGAAAGCACCAGUUUUAUUAUUCUGCAAUGAAAUAAGUCUGGUUCCUUGACUCUUGCAAUAACACUGAAAGAAGAAAAACCAAAACUAGUUGAAACUAUCUGGACAAAAGCCUCAUAUUUAGGCCUACUCUUAAUACCGUUCUAUUGCAAAGCCACUUCCAAGUUUUUGCUGACCAAAAGUUGGUAAACUAAGGGAAGUCAUGAAUGCAAAGCAAAAGCAGAUUUGCAACAGUUUGUAAAAAAAAUGUACACAACUUUUCAAACUAAAUAGUGCAGAGUGUUUUGGAAAACAAAUCAACCAAUCAUUUGUUAUUAUUUUAAUUUGCAUAAAUGUUGACUUUGGUCACAACAUCUGUUAACACGAUUGAAAGAACACGAUUGAAUGUUUUUCUUAUAUUCGGCCAUGCAUGCCAACCAGCUGGUUUGUUUAUCAACAACAGGAGAAAGGUCUAUUGUUCUCUUAUAACGUCUGCACCUAAGAAACACAAUGCCUGGGGUCCAUUUUCACAAAGAGCUAGGACUAGUCCUAACUAAGGAUUAGUCCUAGAUUUUUUUUUAUAUAUUUUUUUUAAUGCAAGUCGCCUGACACACAUUAAUAAUAAGAGACAUCUAUAUAGCGCUCUUACACAAGGUACCACAGCGCUUUACAAGAAACUAAACAGUAAGCAAAUAAAUAGAACAUAUUAAAAACUUAAGGCUAGUCCUAAGUUAGGACAAGUAACUUGUCCUUACUCGAACUAAGAAUAGUCUCAACUCUUUGUGAAAUCCACCCGGUCCAAUAAAUCCAAUUCAACCCAAGUUUCGUGUCCUCACAUUGUUUUAAGAAAAUUUGCAAGACCUUAUUAUUUUUGUGGCCAGCUUUGUUACACAAUACUAUGUAUUUACCAGUGUUGCCUUCUUACUAUUAUGUGAUGUAUUUUCCAACAUUAAUUUAUGGCAUCUCCUGGAGCCAGUUUUUGUAGAGCUGCUAAAGCAGAAACAAAAAUUGCUUAACAAAUUUCUGCUAAGCACAUUUUAGCAGGAAACCAGUCACAAAUUGUAUUUUAAAAAUCCGGCAAGGUCCAGCUCCAAAAAAUCCCAAUAAAUCCGACCCUGAAAUGUUUAGGAUGUAUCCCAAAUGUUGGACCUGGGCUCGAUUUCAUAAAACCCUAAGAUUCAUCUUAAAAUGAGUUAGUGAUUUGUAUAGUGACAUCUUACUUUGCUAAGAAGUUGAGGUUAAUACACAGCUAGUUUAGAAGGGGUUCGACCCGAUGUUCCUGGUUUGAUUGGCAGCAUAUUUCGCCACAGCACCUAUUGACCCCUUGCAUGUGCGUCACACGAGGCGAGUGAUGUCACGCUCACCAUGUUGGUGGUCAAUAGGUUUACGUGUAAACGCUGCACUUCACUGAAUAACAGGCGCACUUCACU
Molecule: messenger RNA, 4180 nt
Organism: Asterias rubens (European starfish)
Lineage: Eukaryota; Metazoa; Echinodermata; Asteroidea; Forcipulatida; Asteriidae
Product: polypeptide N-acetylgalactosaminyltransferase 13-like
Exons: 11
Coding region: 304-2043 (579 amino acids)
Cellular component (GO): Golgi apparatus
Source: RefSeq, a predicted model, not a curated record